AGAUGACGGUUGUACCGGAAUUUAGCAGUCUACCUUUCCAUUCGCCAUCUUGUACAAGGGAAGGUCAAACUUUUGGACAGGAUGCCUAAAGCUAAAAAGAGGAAAGUGGCUUCAGGUGAUGAAGCGUCAGUCCCUACAUCAAGUACAUGUAAUGUCAUCCAGUUGUCUGAUCAGCAGUUGGACCAAGUGGCGGAAAAAGUUGCUGAAAAAAUGCAUGUCCCUCAGCAGAUACAGCAUGGGGCUGAACAAAUUGAUGACACUAUGUCAGGUGAGCCUUCUUUAGAAGACAAUCUAGGGGUUCAUUUGAGUAAUGGGACUAAAACAAAAAUUAUUAAUGGAGAGUUUGUCGAGUUACAUACACUUUUACCCUCUAAUAAGGACUCAGAUGACAAGCAAGUUGUUGUUAUUGAUGGCAAUAUUCUAGUAAAAGAGAAAGUGACUAAAUCUUCCUUAGAUAUUCAUGCUUGGACAGAUGCCUUUUUGAUUUAUGCUUCCGUCUACAGUUCGGUACAUUGCAAUGAAAGCCAGGGUCUCUUAAAAUACAUGUACAAUGUUCGUUUGGCAGCUUCACGAGUCAUGGGUAAAGGUUGGCUAAGCUACGAUGAACAGUUUAGGCACAAAAAGGCUCGUAACCCAUCAUUGCCAUGGUUUAAAGUUGACCAGGAAUUGUGGUUAUUGUAUGUUUACAAUAGUCGUAGCUCCUCUCAAGUUAAAAGUUCUCCUAAUCAGAUUAAGAAGUGUUAUGACUUUAAUUUCAAAGGCUUUUGCAAUAAAGCACCUUGCAAUUAUUUUCAUUUAUGUAUACUCUGUAGCAAAUCUCAUCCAAGUAAAUCUUGUAAAUUGAAAUUAAACAGACCAAAUGUUUCUAGUAGCAGGUCAAGUCCUAAUCAAGGAGCUAGAGCAAGUGGAAGUAACAGCUUCGUCCCUUGGUCUGGCAAAGUCGCCAAUUAAUCUUAAGGUUCUACAAGAUUUUUUAGCAGAGUAUCCAAACAAGACGGAUGCUGAACUUUUAAGAAAUGGUUUUAUGUUUGGUUUUAAACUUAUGUAUGAGGGGCCCAGAGUUGAGUCCUCUUGUCACAAUUUAAAGUCAGUAAUUCAAAAUCCAAAUGAGGCAGUUAAUAAGAUUAUGAAAGAAGUCAGAGCAGGGCGAAUAGCGGGCCCUUUUAAAGAGAGGCCUUUAAAAAAUCUAAGGUUAUCACCAAUUGGCCUUGUUCCAAAAAAGAACGGAUCAUGGCGUUUGAUUCAUCACUUAUCUUUUCCAAAGGGUUCAAGUUUAAAUGAUUAUAUAGAUGACACAUUAUGUUCAGUUAAGUACACCUCUCUUGAUAAAGUCAUUGAUUCUCUCAGUUUACUAGGAUGUAAUACAUUACUUGGAAAAAUUGACAUAGAGAAUGCAUUUAGGAUUUUACCUAUACAUCCUAAUGAUUUUAGCUUACUAGGCUUUACUCUGAAUGGUUUUUAUUUUAUCGAUAAAUGUUUACCUAUGGGGUGUUCUUUGUCAUGUGCUCUAUUUGAAAAGUUUGCAAAAUUCUUAGAAUGGUUGGUAAUGGCUAAGGCUCCAAAUGGCAUAGUCCACCAUUAUUUGGAUGAUUUUAUUUUCAUGGGAAAACCUGACACCAGUGACUGUAUGAAUCUCAUGAAUGCAUUUUUAGGUAUUUGUAAGGCUUUAGGAGUACCUUUAGCUGAUGAUAAGACAGUUUGGCCAAGUAAAGUUCUCGUGUUUUUGGGUUUUGAGCUAAAUUCAAUUCUGAUGCAACUUCGAAUACCGCCAGAGAAACUGGUAAAGCUUUCGGAGUUGCUAAUCCUAUUCCUUAAGAAAAAAAAGACAACAUUACAGGAAUUUCAAUCCCUCAUAGGUUUAUUAGAUUUCUGUGCAAGGGCAAUACCUUGCUCUAGGGCAUUUAACAGACGUUUCUAUGAUGCUACAUGUGGCAUUUUAAAGCCAAACCAUCAUUUAAGACUUACACACUCAAUCAAAGAGGAUUUAAAAAUGUGGCUUUUCUUCAUUGAUUUUUUCAAUGGGUCUUGCAUUUUUCCAGAGUUAAAUUGGUCCGAUAAUUCUGUGUUACAAUUAUAUACAGACAGCUCAGGCACAUUAAGUUUAGGUUGUGCCGCAAUGUUUGGCAAGCAUUGGGUGUUCAUGCAAUGGCCAAAAAAGUGGUGCAAGUCACCAAUCAUGGCUGAUCUGUCAUUUCUAGAAUUUGUUCCCAUAGAGAAUAAAUGAAAUUG
Ruditapes philippinarum (Manila clam) is the source of this 2229-nucleotide messenger RNA. RefSeq lists its product as uncharacterized. The record is from RefSeq and is a predicted model, not a curated record. The transcript is spliced from 2 exons. NCBI's taxonomy places the organism in Eukaryota, Metazoa, Mollusca, Bivalvia, Venerida, Veneridae. The coding region runs from base 82 to 951 and encodes 289 amino acids.